ACUCCCUGGAUGGUAGCACCAGCAGUGAUGAUGACAUCCGUGAAGAAAAAGCAAAGUAUAAUAACAUAAACUCCUUAGGAUGCUUAUACAACUUCUCAAGCGAAGUACUCAAGUUGAGUGUAAUUUCAUACUACUUUUGGACAUCCUUUUGCUACAUAGCUGGAUCGAUCAUAUUUAUAUGUGGUUAUACAACCUUCUCCUUGAGAAUACAUGAUCAAAUUGUGUGCGCAGCUUCGUCCAAUGUGUAUGUCUUUUCAUCCUUGUGGUUACUUAUUGGCAUGAUUUCUGUGUCCACAUGCAUAUGCUACGCUAUGGCCCUGGAUGGGGAAGGGAAUCAAAUACAGGCAGGAAAAAAUUCUCCUUUAUUUUUGAACUUAUUGGGCAUCCUGUGUAAGACCAUCCCAACCAUUGUCCGCGUAAUUCACAUUUUUAAUUUAUUUCAACUCUACGUAAUGACCAUCGAUGUUAUGAUUUUACCUGAAUGCAAUUCUUUCAUUGUGCGAUUUGUUUUAUUUCUUGUUCAUAUAUUUUGGUGGACGAUUGUUAUUUUGGGGAUUGUCUCCAGGAGGAAGAUAUUCUUACCUCCUCAUUUGUACAAACCGAUAACGAACGAUGUGGGGUAUGCUGUUCAUGUGAAUAACUUGUUGCACUCUUUUGGGCUAU
This is a messenger RNA of Plasmodium cynomolgi strain B, 663 nucleotides long. RefSeq lists its product as hypothetical. The record is from RefSeq and is a predicted model, not a curated record. NCBI's taxonomy places the organism in Eukaryota, Apicomplexa, Aconoidasida, Haemosporida, Plasmodiidae. The annotation marks the transcript as partial. The transcript has a single exon.